Molecule: messenger RNA, 1734 nt
Organism: Cricetulus griseus (Chinese hamster)
Lineage: Eukaryota; Metazoa; Chordata; Mammalia; Rodentia; Cricetidae
Source: RefSeq, a predicted model, not a curated record
AUGGAUGGCCACAGUGUUUUUCAAGGAAGAAAGAGAAGUUCGAAUUAUAUCGGGCAUAAAUUUGACAGAAAGAACCAUCAUUUGGGGCAUCCUGGUACGCCUUAUGCCUCAAGGCCCAAAAGGAGGAGAAUAAAAUACAGUGAUGAAGACCAAAACUUUCCUUCUGUGUGGGAAGAUGAUAAACAACAGGAGAGUGAACUGGGUCUGGGUGCUAGAAAUAGAAACCUGGACAGCUGGUUCAAGGUCACAAUUCCAAAUGGAAAAAAGUAUGACAAGACAUGGCUAAUAAAAUCAAUCCAGGACUUCUGCAGUGUGCCUUUAAACGUUGUUGAUUUCCACUAUGACAAAAAGCGGGCCCGGUUCUUUGUCCAGAAUGCUAGAACUGCCUCUGCAUUGAAGGAUAUCAGCAACAAGAUCUGCGAUGAGACAAGCCAAAAGAUACCUAUCUUGGUCACUCCUUCUAUUGUACCCUAUUCUGUGCAGAAUAAGUUCACAUCAGAACAAAUGGAGGUGCUAAAGGUGGCUGUGAUGAAACGAUAUGAUGCCUCUCAGAAAUCUCUGGACCUCCAGAGGUUCCGCUUUGACCAAGACUUGAUGGACAAUGAUAUUGACAUGAUGCUGAAUCGAAGAAGCUGCAUGAUUGCUACACUACAGAUCGUUCAAAGAAAUAUCCCUGAACUCUUGGCCUUGAACGUGUGCAACAACAAAUUGUACCAGCUGGAUGGGCUGUCUGAUUUGAUAGAGAAGGCCCCUCAAGUUAAGAUUCUGAACCUCUCCAGAAAUAAACUGAAAUCAUUUUUUGAGUUGGAGAAGGUGAAGGAUCUAAAUCUGGAAGAGCUGUGGCUAGAAGGGAACCCCUUCUGCAACCAUGUCUCCGAUCAGUCUGACUAUAUAAGUGCCAUACGGGACCUAUUUCCCAAGUUGUUGCGCCUGGAUGGCAAGGAGCUAAUAUUACCAGCGGAGCUAAUAUUACCAGCACAAAUGGACAUAGAAGUCCCCCAAGAAACACGUACAGAUUCUGAACUCAUAAAAAAUCUAGUUCUACAGUUUCUGAAGGAGUAUUACUUGUGUUAUGAUAAUGGUGAUCGUUUUCGUCUCCUUGAUGCUUACCAUGAUGAGGCCUGCUUCUCCCUGGCCAUUCCUUUCAACUUCAAUGACCCAGACAUGAGCAACCUGGAAGAGUAUUUCAAAUAUAACAGAGAUAUAAAAAAGCUGCAAGACUCAUACACACGAAUGCGAUUGCUGAAGCACACAAAACAGGACAUCGUGGACUCUCUUAGUUUGUUACCCAAAACUCAGCACGAUUUCUGCUCUUUCUGGGUGGACUUGUGUUUACACACAGACAUAAUGCUCUGUUUUUCGGUCAAUGGAUUGUUCAAGGAAGUGGAAGGAAAAUGUCAAGGCUGUAUUCGCGCCUUCACAAGGAUCUUCAUCGCGACCCAUUACAGCAAUUCAAGAAUAUGCAUCAUGAAUGAUGAGCUGAUUGUGAGGAAUGCCAGCCCCAGAGAGAUCAAGAAUGCCUUUAUUUCAUUGCCACCAGCCGACACUUCUUCCAAGCCUCCACUCUCUGAAGAGCAGCAAGAAAUGGUGAAGUCUUUCUCUGUGCAAUCUGGAAUGAAACUUAAUUGGUCUCAGAAGUGUCUUGAAGACAAUGGAUGGGACUACACCAAAGCUGCUGAGGUCUUCACCAUUAUGCAGAAUGAAGACAAGAUCCCAAAGGAAUUCUUCAAAUAA